CGCCCCUCCUCCACUUUGAUUGGACGGCUGGAUUAAAAAGUGACGUUCAACGACCGGUAAAAAACGCCUCGCGCUGUGCCUGCGAUUUUGCAGCUACGACUCUUUUUCUCCAUCAUCACCAGCCUACUAAACUAAAUAGAAAUCAAGUCAGAGAAAACAAUAAACAGAGAAAAAAGCAUCGGCUGAUAACACUUCAUAAUAAACAAAAAAUGUAUUUACAUUAGUUUAACCCUCUGCAUUAGUUAACAUGGACAUAGCCUAUUUCUACCGAGUUAAUGUAGCAUUUAAUACUACAUUUUUAAGAUCAAAAGUUGUAUCUGUUUGCAAUGGUUAAUGCUCUGUGAACAAUUAAUAGCCUAACAUUUUAAAGUAAAGUUUUACCACCUCUUGACCACGUAGGUAGGCUACAUAAAAUGUCAGUUUGGAUAACCUGAAUGUCUGAAUUACAAAACAACUCCUAUAAUUUAUCAUGUUACAAAUCUUAUAGAAACAAUUAAUAGACAGUUGAAGCUUCAGAUUCUCUAUUUGAAUGAUAAUCCCUGAACUGUGAUUGUUUAUCCUGAAUAAUCUAAUUACAGCUUCUCCUGUAGGCUUAGCAUACAGAAUUGUUUAGUCUUCCAUUUUCAUUAAAACCAUGUUACCAAAUAUUAGCACUGUAGUAGGCUACUGUAGUAAUCAAUACAAAACUGUAGUCUAAAAUACUUUAUUUAUAAACAAUAAGAUUUAUCAAAAAAAAAUCUUCUAUAGCCUAGAGAAAGAGUCAAAAAAUAAACCCAACAGGAAAAGAUCUAAAAAGACAGUGGGUGGAGACGACAAUGAAGAGAAGAGAUGUGUGGAGCAGAGAGCAGGUUUAGCCCAGUAAUGUGGAGAAGAAGCGUGUUUGAUCAGGAUGUGCUGAAGCUCACGGCAUACACACUUCACACAAGCUUCUGAAGCUCAGCGAGCAGAAGACACAGAGACAGCACUGGACCACUCUUUCAUUCAGGACAGGACCUCAACCAAGAUCAGACAAAUGACACAGAGAUCGGACAGUCUGGAGUCAGCGGACUCCGAGCUGGCACAGUGUGAGACGGAGGUGAGCACUUUACUGCAGAUCAUUUCUGAGCUCAACAGGAAGAUGGACUGCCUACAAAUACCACGAGAGAUGAAACCUCCUGAGGGUCACGUGUGUGUCGAUGGGUGCGUCCCGCAGCAGGGCUUGAGAUCUUCAGCCUGCAGCCUCACAGCGGCGGACGCUGGCAAAGUAUCUGUGGAGACCAAGACCAAGAACAUCUGCAGGGACUCAGAAGGGGGCAGCAGUGAUCUUUGGAACGAUCUACAGAAGGUCCUCUCUGCUCUCGAGACCUCUAGCGGUCAUGGGAGGAAGAUGCUCAGGCUUCAAACGCAGAAUUCGGAGAUAGUUCAAGCACACCAUCUCUCUGCAGCCCGGGAGAGCUGGGUGAAGGCCACACAGGUGCUGGAGGAGAUGGAGAGCGAUUUGGGGAUCUCAUACCCCUCUGCUCUUCCCCCUGAUGAGAGACGUCAGUAUCAGCGGGAUGUUCUCUCACUGUACAAACACAACCAAGACCUCAACACCUCUUUGAAGAGCCAUCAGGAAGAGCUUAUAGAAGCCGAAAGUUUGUUGAUUGAUCUUGAGGACGAGAAAAAGUGGCUGAUGGAAAAGUUAGUGGACCUGAAGAGGAAGUGGCUGUACGGAGUGAGUCGUUCUCCUCCUGUUAGUCCAUCAUUGUCCUCUAGUCGAACUUCGAGCCCUUCCUUUUCCUCUCCUCCAUAUCCUGGAUCCCCUCUGCUGUCCCGCAAACUGCCUGGCUCCAGGCCGGACUCCCCUUCAUCUCCCUGCACCGUUGAUUCUGUGCUUCAGGCCGAGAUAGAAAAGCUGCAGAGGUGCCUGGAGCGACUGAAAGCUCGGAAUGAGCGCCUGAAUGGCGCACUGGUCAGGAGGAAAGGAGAAUCAGAGCAGCUGAGCAUGAGUCUUAGCCGACAGGAGGCAGACAGCUCGGCUCUACACAUGGCUCUCGCAUACUGUGAGGAGUGUGAGGAGGCUUACAGUGAUCUACUAUCCCUGUACGAAGCCAGAAAACAACAGAACGCAGAACAAAUAAGCACACCGCAGUCUGACUUCUCAGAAGUGAACACGGACAAAGGCGAGCCAUCCUCCAGUCCACUAGAGAGCAGCGCUGAGAACAGAACAAACAGGUUGUUGCAUCAUAUUUACUGUUGCACGAGAUAUGCGAAAUGCAACGGAAUCAGCAAAACAAAAAAAUUCACUGGAAGGACUUGA
Pimephales promelas (fathead minnow) is the source of this 2281-nucleotide messenger RNA. Lineage: Eukaryota; Metazoa; Chordata; Actinopteri; Cypriniformes; Leuciscidae. The record is from RefSeq and is a predicted model, not a curated record.